Molecule: messenger RNA, 1085 nt
Organism: Ciona intestinalis (vase tunicate)
Lineage: Eukaryota; Metazoa; Chordata; Ascidiacea; Phlebobranchia; Cionidae
Source: RefSeq, a predicted model, not a curated record
GUUUUAACAUUUUUUCGUUCAGCGAAAACCUGAUUUAUAAAUUCUCGAUUUACAUUGUUUAACUGAUUGUUUGUAACAAUGGACGACAAUAUUCGAUUGUUUCCAAUAACAAUACAAGAGGAAGAAAGACAAUUGAGGUUGGCUCUUCUGCAAAGUUUGGAGGAAUCGCUAGGUGGCAUAAGUGAUGAGUCGGAAGAUGGCGCUAGUGAAGAUGAGUCUUCGCGUGGUGGCGGUAAAGAUCAAACACGCAGCAGUCGCUCGACCGCGUACACGAGGUCCAACACAAUAGGGGUUGCGUCACCGAGUACGUCAUACACGUACACUGAUACGUCACCACAAUCGAUGUUACGUAGGUCGAUGUCUAUUGGAGGGGGUUCCCCGCCGCGACCGACGCUGAAAACCGAUUGUUGCGAAGUGAAGAACGCGUUAUUGGUACGUAACAAAGAAUAUAUACAAUGCCUUGUGACGUCAUGGGGGCGUGUGACGUCACCUCUACACGCAGCCGUGCGGAAAGGUCACGAUUAUUGUUUGGAAGCUUUGCUCAAGGCAUUUCCCGAUCUCGUGAAUUCUACCAACACAAACGGGGAAACUCCCCUUUACUUAGCUGCAAUCCACUCAAAGGUCAGAGCGGCGAAGAAACUUAUCGAGUAUGAGGCGGAUCCUAACAUUGGGCGGAACACUCUAGAGACACCACUGGUGGCCGCUGUGGACAAUGACAACCGCGAGAUGGCGCUGUGUCUCAUUAAAGGUGGCGCUGACGUGAACAAAUCAUUGAACCGUGGAUGGACGGCGUUGCACGAAGCUGUUUAUAGAGGCCACACCCAAGUACUUGAAUUACUUCUCGCAAAAGGGGGAAACCCUAACACGAGAGACGGGUUCGGGAUCAGCCCCGUGUUCACUAGCGCCGCAUGUGGGAGAAGUAUCUGCCUUGAGAUGUUACUUAUAGCAGGUGGCGAUCCUAACCUGUGCGCUAAAAGUAAAUCGGCUUCCCCCUUAUACGAGGCCUGUAAGGAAGGUCAUGUCGAUUGCGUCAUCAGGUUGUUACGUCAUGGGGCGGAUCCACAUUUGGUCAACUGUGACGGAUU